Messenger RNA from Pseudoliparis swirei, 950 nucleotides. Its product is annotated as cytochrome c oxidase assembly factor 8. The transcript has 6 exons. Gene Ontology annotation, cellular component: mitochondrion. Bases 328 to 927 code for a protein of 199 amino acids. Gene Ontology annotation, biological process: intrinsic apoptotic signaling pathway. The record is from RefSeq and is a predicted model, not a curated record. NCBI's taxonomy places the organism in Eukaryota, Metazoa, Chordata, Actinopteri, Perciformes, Liparidae.
CAUUGUCCGUCCGCGUCGCCGCGUUAAGCUCCGGCUGAUCACCUGACUCGGGCCCCACCUUUUGGGGCCCGGAUAACGACGGCUUUUGUCGGAGUGUUAAAUGUACAAACGCCGCCCCGUCGCCUGGUUCCCACUUACCUGCAGAGCCAGCGCACAGCCAUCUGAAAGGUCGCGGGGAAAAAGUCACGUGACCGAGUGGCUGGCUGCAGAAGGACACCGACAUGAAGUGACCUGAAGCAGGACAACAGUAACGUCCAGAGGCCUCGCGCCGCGUCGGUUGGAGCUUUUUCCACCUCGACAACAGCCGUUUAGUUCAGUUAAUUAAAGAUGGCGUCGAAGAGCGCGGCGGCGGCGUUCAGUCCUUUCGCCCUGCACGCUGUACGCAGCCUGACGGCGAUGAAUAUGCGGAUGUGCAGCUCCAAACUGGCAACCCAACAACACCAGAAACUAAAGAGGUCUCCCUCCAGACCAGCGGCCAGUGAGACCCAUGACUGGAUCGGGCCCCCGGACCGUCUCUCUAACAUGAGGCCCAUCGUGUACCGCGUCCCCCAGAACGAGUCUGAGCUGGAGGGACGGCUCCGGCGCCUGAGACAGGACACCGAGGACUGGAACCACGACUUCUGGACCCGGCAGAACAUCAGCUUCACCCAGGGAAAGGAGACGUUCAUCUCCUCCCAACUGAACACAAAGGGCUUGACAGGGCGCGAUGAGAACGGGCGCCGGAGAACUCUGAACAGUGAAGAAAUGUCUGUGUUUUACAAAAGUUUUCUGGACACGAACAAGACGCGACAUGCAGAUUAUAACAAGGAAUGGUACCGACGUAACUUCACCAUCACCUUGCUCAUGGCCCGAGUCGCCCUGAAGAACACGUGGAGGACUUUUACUGAAAGAUGCAACCGCAAGAAACCCGUCCCUCCUAACGGCUGAUGACUAAUAAACAUUUACCUUUA